This is a messenger RNA of Mobula hypostoma (lesser devil ray), 4786 nucleotides long. RefSeq names its product E3 SUMO-protein ligase KIAA1586-like. Lineage: Eukaryota; Metazoa; Chordata; Chondrichthyes; Myliobatiformes; Myliobatidae. Bases 1324 to 2355 code for a protein of 343 amino acids. The record is from RefSeq and is a predicted model, not a curated record. The transcript is spliced from 2 exons.
UACGAUAAUAAUUUAUGUAAAGAUUCAAGCUUCUUUAACUUUUUAUAUAUUUAAAGACUAAACAGGAUCUGUAUCAGUCUAACCAUGUAAUACCUGACGUGUGAGGAUAUUGUGAGUAUCGACACUCACAGGUACACUUCCUGUCCAACCAUUUCUGCGAGAGAAACAGUACAAGGCAGAGUUGCCAACCUACCACUUUUGAUACUAAUAUUCAACAAUAUUCAUGGCUUUAGCAAUAGUUCAUUAGACGUUCCUUUUUCAUACUUGAUUACUUGGUUCCAAUUUAGGUGGCUAAAAAUGUAAAAAGCUUAUUUGUUUUAUUUCUGUUAUUUUUAUACCUGCUUAGGAACACUGCUAAGCGCUGCGGGCCCUGCUGUCUGCUCUGACUCAGUCGUAUUAGUAAGGCUACAUCUGUGGUGGUCCGUGGAUUACUCGCUAAUACAAAAGUAAAUUUUUCUCACUAACAACCCUAUGGCUUCUAAGCAAACAAUGUUAACUUCUUUCUUUCGUAAACAAGCUGAGAAGUGUAACAAGAAUAACGUAGAAGAGACUGAUAACAGUAAAAGUGACAAAAGCUGUGUUUCGCCUGCUUCUGGUUCAAAUUUUCUAACCGGGUCCAAAUGCAGUUCUGAAAGUAAUGGUCCUUCGAAGUCAGGCUUGUAUCCAUGUUCAGAUGUUUGGACUGAAGAAAUGUGGAAGAAAAAGGAGGAAACUUAUCCAUAGUCAGACUUCAAGGAUGAUAAACUUGGGAGUAAAGUAUGUGCAACUGCAAACAAAAGCAAUCUGACACUUCUCACUUCUAAGGGUUUGAGGCUGUCAAAUGAAUGGCAGAUGUACCAAGUAUCCUAUUAUGGAGCCAAUCAAAGUACACACUUGAAGUCUCUCAGAAAAAAAAUUGUUGAUCACAAACUAUGAAAAGCUCACAUUGCUGCUCUAAGUGUUGAAAAUAUACCUAGUGAAGAUGCUCUUGGAAAAUUAUGUGACACCGUGAAUACUUCACAUCUAAAUGCAACUUGUUCAAUUUUUCGUUCUGCAUAUUAUUUAGCUCAGAAUGACAGACCAUACUCUGAUCACUUUGGCUUAUUAGAACUUCAAAAAAUUAAUGGUAUUGACAUUGGAAUUGGACUGCAUUCCCGCCGCACUAGUGCUACAGAGAUAAUUAAUCACAUAGCCAUUAAUAUGAAAAAGAAAAUUUGCUAGCAUAUCAAGCAGAUAAAUGGCAAAUUUUCUGUUCUCAUUGAUGAAUAAACAAGCCUGAGCAUUAAGACCGCCCCAAUAGCUUAUUUGAAAACUGAAAGUGAUAAGGAAGAUGAUCAGCAUUUUAUGUCUUUAGAUCUAAUUGAACUGCCUGAUCAGAAAGCUGCAACUAUUGCUAAGCAUCUAUUGAACUGUCUCAAUAACCAUGGGUUUGAUGACUCUUACUUGAAACAGAACCUUGUAGCAUUUGCUAGUGAUGGGGCGGGUGUAAUGCUUGGUGUCAAAUCUGGUGUUGCUACAAUUCUCAAGGAACAUUACCCUGAUGUGAUAAUUUGGCACUGUCUUAUACACAGAUUAGAACUUGCAGUAGGUGAUUUGGUGAGAGAAGUUCAUGGAAUAAAUCAUUUUCAAUCAUUUAUGGACAAAUUGUACUCUGUUUACAGUAGAUCACCUCUAAAUCAAAAGGAACUGUCUGAAUGGGCCUCUCAACUAGAACAACAAAUUUGCAAAAUAGGCCAUGUUCUGGGCACCAGGUGGGGAGCAAGCUCAUUUCGAACAGGUUCAGCAGUUUGGCAAAAUUAUGAAGCACUGUGUUUUCAUUUUGAAAAAGCAAUGAAGGAUGAAACAAGAUCUGGGAGUGACAGAAAAACCUAUGAAGGUCUGUUGAAAAGACUCUCUUCAGAACAGUUUCUACUGGACUUUGCUCUAAUGUAUGACACAUUGCAUGAACUUGGUUUACUGUCAGAGUGUUUACAGAAACGCACUACUACGAUUGUUUAUGCAGACAAACUGAUCCAAUGGAGCAUAAGAUCACUGCAUGGACUGAAAGAGCAACCCGGUACAAAAACUCCAGAAGCUCAAGAGGCAGUUGAAAAGGGGAAGUUUGGAGAAAUUACCUUAACAAGCAACAACAAAAUUGUCUCCAUUAAUUAUCUACAGUUUCCUACUAAUCUUAUAAACAAUUUGCAGCACUGUCUGUUCACUGCAAAAUACUUGAAAGGUUCUCAAACUUCUAAACCUCAAAGUAUGUAUAAAUCCCUGCUAAGUGAAAUGUAUGUCCUCGAUAAACAUAACUGGCCUGCUGAAAUACCGCCUAAUUAUGGAGAAGUUGCAUAUCAUCUCUCUGUAAGAGGUUUAAGCUUUCUUCUUCCUCUGUAAUAAAUGCCUGUGGAGGAUUGUGGAUGCUGCAUCCCCCAAGAUUUAUGCCCAUUACUGAGCUGUUCACAAGUUAUUCCUGCUAGUACUGCUGAGUGUGAAAGAGGAUUCAGUCACAUGAUCUUGAUAAUAACAACAACAUGCUCAAAGAGUCUCAUAGAUCACGUAUCAUUACUUAUGUUUGUUAAACUACACGGACAUCCUCUAGUUCAGUGGAAUCCUGAGCCGUAUGUCACAUCAUGGCCGCGGUACCACAGAUCAGCAGAUGACACCAGGACAAGAGUUGCUUCAGACCCUCGAACACAUAUUACGCCUGACCCUUUGUGGAAAUUAUUGUGGAACUUCUCAUUGGUGGCAUUUGCUGCAGAGAUAACUGGAGAGCCAAAAUCUACGAUUGCACACUUGAUACAUAGCAAGAUCGACUGUGAGAAGAAUGGGCAUUACGCGAGGGACAACAGGAAACAUCACAAAAAUAUAACAGCGAAAGUAAGUAUCCGGAUUCUGAAGAGGCCCCUCAAUCAAUAUUUUUUCAUUGGUGUGCAUGUUAGUGGACUAAUAUUAAAAAACAAGUCAGAGGAGCUAGCUGAGAAGCUGGGUCACUAAAAUUUAAAGCAUCAGAUGGUUGGUUGUGUCGAUGGACAUGUAGGCACCACAUUAAAUUCAAGAAAGCACAUGGCGAGAAAGGUAGUGCUAAUGCUGCAAGUGCAGAAAUGUGGAAAUCUACAAAACUACCCAACUUGCAUCAAAAAUUUUGUGCCACUGAUAUUUACAAUGCUGAUGAAACAAGCCUUUUUUUGAAAAAAAAAUCACACCACAUUGUACUGUUUCCUUUCCUACAAACAUGCAACACUAUCAGGUUCAAAGAAAGCAAUGGAUCACAUAAAUGUGUUGUGUUAUACAAUUAAGUCAGGAACUGAUAAAAAGAAAUUGUUGCUCAUUGAGAAAAGCAUUAAACCUCGAUGCUUUAAGGAGCUAGGAAUGGAUAGUUUACCAAUUGAGUAUUAUGCUAAUAAUGCGCGGAUGAUUCCCAACAUUUUAAAGGAAUGGUUGAUGAGUAUGGAGCUGCAGUGGAAAACAAGCAAAAUUCGUCCGCUUGUUGACAAUUGUGCAACACACCCUAAAUAUAAAAUUUUUGAGGAACAUCCAGAUUGAAAUUCUGCUUGUCAAUAUACAACAUCCUUGAUACAGCCAAUAGAUAUGGGAAUUAUUAAAAAAUUAAAGACUUUGUGCUGCAGAAAAGUGCAUUCUUGAAGCAACUGGAGAAAAUCUACUGACAUCUUUAACAGUUAAGGAAGUGAGUGCAAGGGUUAAUCUUUUUACCGGCAGUACAGUUUGUCAGUGGUAGUUGGUGAGAAAGCAGCAUCAAGAUAAUUCAGAACUGUUUUUCUCAUUGUGAUUUCAAGCAUUCAGCUUGGAGAUGUUGAAAACUGCCAGGAGUGAAAAUGAAACAAUUUCACUAUCUCAACAAAUUAGGAACUACACAGAGUUUGAAGGUAUUGACAAUUAUCUUGAAUGAUACAAUGAAAAUGAAGAUUUGGGGGGCUACAAUCAUUGAAAGCACUGUAUCAAAACACCAAGAUAGGGAAUAAGAAGGAAUGAGGAUGACACAACUGAACGUGAGCUAAUGACUGCACAGGAUGCCAAGAAAGUUACGACUUUAUUUCAUACAGGAAGGCAAUGAAGGCAGUCCAUUAUCUGUACUAUGUGUCUACACUGAUUUUGUUCAUCUACAAUCAAUGAAAAGGACACCCAGCAUACACUUGAUGAAUUCCUCUGUCAGUAACCAUUACAAGCUAAUAGAGUUCUAUUCUACUGUAGUAAUAUUGGUAGCGUAAUAAUUUGUUCUGUAUUUUAUUUAAAUACAAAAUUUGUUACUCAGGUAAAGGUAGGUUGUUUUUUGUAUACCUUCUUAACUAUUUCCAUGAAACUUCGGAUAAUUAGGGCAGCCGCUUAAUUCAGCCAAAUGUACAUGUUCUGAUGCAUCCCAGCUGAAUCCACUGUACUUCAAAAUGCAUGCAUGUACAAAGCAUCAGCACAUAAAUAUAUUGACAAACUUAGUGCACUGAUAUGCCGUUAUUUAGUUCAUUAAAUAACAACUAGUACAGAUCAUUAGAAGAUGGACAUGUUGAGAUUCCAGGUCAUUUGUGAUACCUGUACUACCUUAUAAAAUGGAAAAAUUGUACAUAUUAAACCAACAAUCUGUGUGAAAUAAAUGAGACAUCUUACAUGAUUUAGCAAAUCAUGAACAAACUGAGCAAACACAGACUACAUUAUAGACAGCAAAUCUAAAACCUUGAAGUGCAUGUCAGGUCCCAUCUGGAGCACCAUAUCCAGUUUUGGGAAUCACAUUUCAGCAAGGAUAGAGAAGGAGCAGAUAAAACGUAUUGAAAUGAUACCAGGCAUAAUCAAGUAUAGCAACACACAUCAAAGUUGU